Babjeviella inositovora NRRL Y-12698 is the source of this 870-nucleotide messenger RNA. Its product is annotated as coiled-coil-helix-coiled-coil-helix domain-containing protein. Lineage: Eukaryota; Fungi; Ascomycota; Pichiomycetes; Serinales. Gene Ontology annotation, cellular component: mitochondrion; nucleus; respiratory chain complex IV. The transcript has a single exon. The record is from RefSeq and is a predicted model, not a curated record. Gene Ontology annotation, biological process: mitochondrion organization. Bases 300 to 716 code for a protein of 138 amino acids.
CUGGAUACAGCCCGUCUGUGGAAGGGAAAAGAACACUUUGCCUACUAAUUAUCACGUGCGGCCUCAGCUCGCACGUCCGAGGUUCCAUACAGGAGCAAUCUUAGCUCUGCUGCAUAGAAUUCCGCUGUCAUGCAAUUGCCACCUUGAAGUGGACAACGUGGCGGGGUAUUUAAACAUCGAGAUCUCCUUUUCUUCCAACUAUCCGAGAGUCCAAGUGUUUAUCGAUAUACACUAAAUAUCUGUAUCAUUCACAACUCUCCUCCUUAACUCAACCCUCGGACACAUAUAAACUUACAAAAAUGGCACGUUCUUCUGGUCGUCGUUCUGCCCCAGCCAGGUCUUCUGCUCCUCCACGUAGAAGUGCUCACACCGCCGCAGCACCAGCUGCUCCAAGACAGCAGCCAGUGCAAGCUGCCACCCAGCCGCAGCAAAGAUCGCCAGGUCUUUUUGGUACCAUGGCUUCGGUCGCUGCCGGUUCUUCUAUCGGACAUGUUAUCGGGCACGGUAUCACUGGUAUGUUCGGUGGCAACCGUGAAGUGGAUUACGCGGAGCAGCCAGUUGCCCAGGCGCAGCAAAAUCAAGAGCAAGCACAGCACUGUGACGGAGCCGCGAUGAACUUCACGAGAUGCUUGGAAGAAAACGGCGGGAACAUGCAAAUCUGCGAUUACUAUUUGCAGCAGUUGAAGGCCUGUCAACAGGCGGCUGCGCAGUAUUAAACAAGCGCCUACUCCUUUUCUCUCGCCUUAGACCACUUCUCUUAGAGCUCUCCGAUGUAAAUAGCCUGUAAUAAUACGUAUCACUUCAGAAAAGGUACGGCCAUUUCGCAGUCGCCUCAUGUACAAAAACGAUUUAUGUGGCAUGUUUGUUUAC